AUGUUUGCUUCUAUGACAAUAAAGCUUCAAUCUUUGACACACCACCCUCGAUUCCUCAAGUGGGUUUAUAUAUCUUCAACCAGUAUUCAACCUAUUUCACAAACCAUUGAAAUUGUAAACCCCAAUUAUGAUUUCGACCAAAAUAUUAACUUUUUGAAGAAUAAGCUUGCCCCGGAUAAUUUAAUCCAAGUUUUGAACCGUACAAGUGAUUUAAACUCAGCAGUGAAGAUUUUCAAAUGGGCUUCGAUACAGAAGAGUUUCCACCACACCUCUAAUACAUAUUUUGAGAUCAUUAUGAAACUGGGUUUAGCUGGGAAUGUUCUAGAGAUGGAGGAUUUUUGUCAUAACAUGGUGAAGAACAAGUUUCCAGGUGCUGAAGUAGCUCUUGUAUCAUUGAUUCAUAGGUUUGUGGAGCAUGGUAGAAUUAAAGAAGCGAUGAUAGUCUUAGCGAAUAUGAAUUCGGGGGGUUAUAAGCCCCCAAUUGAGGUUUUUAAUGGUUUGUUAUGUGCUAUUGUGCAACAAGAAAGUAGAGAUUUUCAGAAUGCUUUGUUUGUUUAUAAAGAGAUGGUGAAGGCGGGAGUGUUGCCUACGGUCGACACUUUGAAUUAUUUGUUGGAGAUAUUGUUUAGAAUUGACCGGGUUGAUCUUGCUUUGGAUCAAUUUAGAAGAAUGAACAAUAAAGGAUGCAGUCCAAAUAGUAAGACCUUUGAGAUACUUGUAAAGGGUCUCAUAAAAAAUGGUCGCGUGGAUGAAGCCAUUACUGUUUUAGAGCAAAUGCUCGAACUUGAAUGUCAACCGGAUUUGAGCUUUUAUUCCUCCACCAUACCUCUCUUUUGCAGGGAAAAUAAAGUAGAGGAGGGAGUGAAGUUGUGUAGAAGGAUGAAAGAUUCUGAUCUUGUGCCGGAUUCGUUUGUUUAUGAGGCUCUAAUACAGUGCUCGUGCGAAAACUUGCAGAUGGAUUCCGCAGUAUACCUCAUAAAUGAAAUGGUAGGAAGUGGUAUACAACCAAAUGAAAAUGUUUUUGUUUAUAUGAUAAAUUGCUAUUGUGAAUUGGGGAAGAUAGAUGAGGCUAUAGUGUUUUUAGAGGAUAAGCAAGUUAACGAAACUGCUCCUUUCAAUGCAUUGCUCGAAGGUUGCUGCGAUGCUGGUAAAAUUCAGGUAGCUAAUGUUCUGCUGGAAACAAUGUCGGAGAGAUAUGUAGCUGAUUGUUUAUCUUGGAACAUUCUCAUUAGAUGGCUUUGUGAGAAUGAUGAGACUCAGAGAGCAUAUGCACUUCUUGGCAGAAUGACCAAAUUCUCAGUUGUUCUUGACUCUGCAACAUAUUCAGCUCUUGUGGUUGGCAACUGUAGAUUGAGAAAGUAUGAUGAAGCAAUGGAACUAUUUCGUCAAGUUUCUGCAAGAUAUUGGAGUUUAGAUGUCGUCUCUUAUUCUGAACUAGUAGACAGCCUAUGUGAGAUCAACCGUUCUCAACACGCCAUUGAAGUGUUUUACUAUAUGUCAACGAAGCAAUGCUCUCUUCAUUCCUUCUCCUUCAACAAGUUGAUAAAAUGUGUAUGUGACUCGGGACAGGUCAACAUAGCUGUAAAACUAUGGCAAUUAGCUUAUUAUUGUGGUAUUUCUUGCUGUAAUGUCACACAAACUACUCUCUUGCUCGAGUUGUCUAAAUUAGAUAACGCAAAAAAUCUGUUAGCGUUCCUCUCACAAAUGUUGAUUGUUGGAGGUAAUCUUGACACAGAAGCAUAUUGUAUCCUUAUCCGUGGCAUGAUUAAACAAAAUCUAGUAAAGGAAUGUGUUUUGUUUUUCGAUAUGAUGGUCAAUGAUGGUUUGAUACCUGAUCCAGACGAACUAUUUGAUCAACUUUCGUUCAUAGCAAAUCAUUCUCGGUUAUCUAUGAUUCCUAGUGCCAUUGAAAAAAUUUCUGACAGCAAAAAAUUGAGUUCAGCGGUAUAUAACUUACUGAUAAGUAGCUUGUGGAAAGAGGGUAAGGAACAUGAGGCACGGGGAUUACUUGAUAUGAUGCUAAAAAAGGGUUGGCUUCCUGAUACAACCACUCAUAAAUUAUUGAUUGGAUCUGAUGUUAGAGAAGGAAGAAGCCAAGCAACAUUGUUGUUUGAUGAUUCUGAUUCUGUUAGCGAUAUACUUGCAGAAGGCCUUGGAGAUUCAUGA
Messenger RNA from Vicia faba (fava bean), 2166 nucleotides. The record is from the annotation of a GenBank genome assembly. NCBI's taxonomy places the organism in Eukaryota, Viridiplantae, Streptophyta, Magnoliopsida, Fabales, Fabaceae.